AUGGCAAGUGCGAUUCUUGACUCUGAAAAUGCCGGCAUGCCGGACAUUGUCACCUCGUACGAGAGAUACAUCGAAAUUGCCCUAGAGGACGUGGCCCUGUAUGAUAAGGAGAUGAGCCUGAGCUGGAAACAGGUCCGCCAACGGCAGUUCGUCCAUUUCCUCAUCCCUACGAUCCACCCCAACAUCCCCCUCGCGGCUGUGAUCCGCUUUAUCGAACGCCUCAGGGACCACGAGGACAUCGUCGUGGCGUUCCAGUACGAGAUGAACGGGGAGAGCCCGGAGCGGCAGCCACCGGCACACCGGAUCCAGGACCCUGCCGCCCUUGAGCUCUUCGGACAGUUUACUACUACCAUCCCGCUACUGCGCCGGGGCACUGACAAGCCGUUCUGGUGGCCGGUGACCGAGACCCGAGAGGCUACUAACCCGUCCGCACUUCGCAGCACACAUUGGCAGCCCGAAACUCAUUUGGGCAAUGAUUGUAGGGAGCACAUCGACGGGAUGCUUUUUGGUCAGUUCAACGAUGAAGCGUACCCGGCAGGUGUUGCGGCAGACCCGGUGGCUGUUCUGGUCGGGCUGAUCGACUGGGAGAGCAGCAUUGACUUGUUGGCUCUACUGGGGCAGAUCCUCCGUGAAGAGGGAUUUGAGGAUCUUUCAUUCCUCAUGGCAGGUCUCAAGGAGAGUAUGGCAGUGGAGUGA
Diaporthe batatas is the source of this 696-nucleotide messenger RNA. RefSeq lists its product as uncharacterized. Lineage: Eukaryota; Fungi; Ascomycota; Sordariomycetes; Diaporthales; Diaporthaceae. The transcript is spliced from 2 exons. Bases 1 to 696 code for a protein of 231 amino acids. The record is from RefSeq and is a predicted model, not a curated record.